Molecule: messenger RNA, 2900 nt
Organism: Momordica charantia (bitter melon)
Lineage: Eukaryota; Viridiplantae; Streptophyta; Magnoliopsida; Cucurbitales; Cucurbitaceae
Source: RefSeq, a predicted model, not a curated record
CGAUUGCCUCUAGAAGGGGAUUCCAUUUGGAUGCUAGUUCGUGAUUAAGAAAUUAUUAGCAAACAUUGCCAAAUGGCAAUCGUCGCCGAUUUUCGGAGUCGGAUCGUCGAUUUUCAUUCUCAAUCUUCAUCGUUGGUACCUGGAAAUCACGUUGGCGGUGCAAGUCAGGAUGAUUGCCAACUACUACAGAAUACAGUGGCUUUUGAAGAGGACGAUGGAUUCGACAACCGCGUUGUUCAUUUGGAGAGCCCUGGCAUUGACACCGAGCUGGUGGAUGAUCUUGAUAGUUCGGAGAACUUGACCAUUCCUACAUUCGAGUAUGAGGAUGACGUUGUUCUUGAUAGCGAGGAUGAAGGAAUUGAUGGAAGUAGAGUGAUUAGGGUUUCAAGUGCCCUUUCUAGAAGUGAAGCGGUGCAGAAAGUUGGAAGUGAUGCACAAGAAGAGAAUGUGGCAGCGGACUUCCAUUAUUCCGAUCAGAAACAGUGCGAUACAGGUCCAUACUCAACUCACUGCUUCAAUAAUUUGAAACAUGGGGAGCAAGUUUCUUCUAAUUGUGUUAAUGGGUUUGACAUGGGGAAGGAUUCAUCUCAACCUUCUGCAAGGUUAAGCUAUUGCAGUUCUCAGGAACCAGGGGAGUCAACUCAAGUCAAUGCUCUUGGCUUUGUGGAUCAUUUUCUAUCUGUAAGUACUGCAAAUGCAAAUCCUUCUCAAGGAAUUUGCCACAGAAAGGCUGCUAGAGUGCAAUCACCUCUGCUUUCUAGAAUUAAAGGACCUCAGAAUUUGGCAAAGAGAAUAGGUAGGAAGUCGAUUGAAGAAACUGGGAGCUUUGAGUGGGUUGACAUUCAMWAUCAAGAAGCAGAAUGCAAUUUAUUUGGCGAGUGCCAAARGGAAACUUCUGAUUUUGGUAACUGCAGAAGACAGUCAUAUGCAACCAAGCCUCAGAAUAUCGCAAAAUUGGGGAAUAAAGAUGGAGAUCGUUUGCUCGAAAAGUAUGAAGAUGAGGAAAUGCAGGCAUAUGCAAGUGCAGGCAUUCAGUUCCAAGUUGAUUCGACUGCUUCAACUUUGCCACAUCCAAAAUUGGAUAUCUGUUCAUUAGAGACAUAUGGGAUGGACAACAUUGAAAUAGAGAACAAGUCCAACAAGGAAUCAAAUGAAAAAUUAGCAGAGGAACCGUUUGGAUCUAAGGAUGAUGAGGAGGAUGCUCUUGACCAAUUAGAUAUUGGUUUUAGUACUCAAAUAGCUGCUGAGGCAAUGGAAGCAUUGUCUUAUAUCCCAGAUAGUAACAAAACUAUCAAUGCUUGCAGUCCACAGAAUGCCCUGGAGAAUGUUCCAUGCUAUAUGAUAGAAGAUAAACCUCAUUUGAAWAAUUCUUAUCCUCAAAAGAUAGGAGGCAUUGUUAGAAAAUCAAAGCGAACGCUACAAUCCAAGAGGAAGUUUAAUGCAAAGUGUUUGAAUACAUAUGAGGCGCAGUAUGAUUGUCAAAAGUUAGAAUCUGUUUUGAUAAAUAAGAGAAAAGCAAAGAGAGGUAGAUUGGCAGUGCAGGGAAAAUUAAGUUAUAGAAAUUCUCCUGAUGGGAGCAAUUAUUCAGCCACAUCUUCCAAUCUACUCAGCUAUACAGGUAGUUGCCAACUGAGUCAGCAAGGUCCCACAAAUGGAAAUCAAGUUCCCAUCACCGGUAUGAUGCAUGGAAUAUGGAGUCACCCCAGAAGGAGAAGAACACCUCGCAACUUGCAUAGUCAUCCAAAUGAAUCGAGCAAUCAGAAUAACACUUUUUUAGCAGUUGAUGGAAGAUGCAGCAAUUCCAUCUUAAUGAAAAAUGGGACAAAGGCACAGAAGAAUCAGGAAAUGAAGAAACCAAUCUCAAUCUUAAGUUCUUAUCCACAUCGACAAUCUUUUAUAUAUAAUUCUGACAGAUACCUGGCAGACCAGGUUUAUGAUAAAUCAAAUUCAGCAGGCAGGAAUUUUCUCAGGAAAAAGACAUCAAGAAGGUCCAGCUCCAGAAAUGAUGAUUAUCACAAAACAACUAUUGACAAAAUUCUACCAAAGUCGUCUUCUAAGGAGCUUGCAAGAUUAGGUGUCUCAGAGUCCAUGCCUGAUCUUAGAUGGAAAGAUUUGAGGAGAAGAAGAACAAUGGCUUUGGUAAAAGUGUGUUUUAGCCAGCAUUUGGAUGAAAUAACUAUCAAACAACAAAAAAAGGUUGCCUUACAACUGGGUAUAUCAAUUGCAUCGAGUUCUGCAGAUGCAACACAUUUUGUAGCCGAUAAAUUUGUUCGUACUAGGAACAUGUUGGAGGCCAUUGCCCUUGGUAAACCAGUGGUUACACAUUCAUGGCUUGAAAGUUGUGGACAAGCAAGCUGUUUUAUUGAUGAAAAGAACUAUAUUCUACGAGAUACUAAGAAGGAGAAGGAGAUCGGUUUUAACUUGCCUGUUUCCUUAUCUCGUGCUACCCAACGCCCACUUCUAAAGGGUCUCAGAGUUCUUGUCACCCCAAAUAUAAGACCUGAUAAAGAAAUCAUAACUAGUUUGGUAAAGAUGUCUCAGGGUGAGCCUGUUGAGAGGAGUCAGAUUUUCACAGGGAAGGAUGAACAGAUCCCCGAUGAUCUACUUAUUCUUUCUUGCGAAGAAGAUUAUGAGAACUGUGUUCCUUUCCUCAGAAAAGGAGUAAGAGUUUACAGUUUGGAGCUUCUACUGAAUGGGAUAGUUAUCCAGAAACUUGAACACAAACGGUAUGAGCUCUUCAUAGAACGCUGGAUAGGUUUUGUGACAGCCAAGACCAAUAGAGAAGUGUAAUUACUAUUUUCUUUUCUUUUUGCUUCUAUGGAAAUGCUAUAAAACAUGGCUUAUGGGUUACGUAUUUCCCCUCUUUAACUGAUAAUUCUUCRUAUCUUUGAGAGAUUUUG